AGAGGCCGGUAUAGUCGACCCGUGUUGUUUUGGUUAGCUUAAUGCUAAGUAUCCGGUGUAAUGGCGACGGCUUGCCCAUGAGGCGGGGGAGCGGGACCGCUGUGUUUUCAGGAUAAACACCGACUGAACAACUGGGGGUGUCAUGGCCGGAGUUUUUGACAUCGACUUGGAUCAACCGGAUGAGGAUGUCUCUGACGACGAACUUGAAGACGGGGGCCACCUCAGUGAAUACAUGGACCAGUGCAGUGGCUUUGAUUUUAACAUGGAUGACUGUGAGAAGUUUGAAAUUUCAGAGAACAGCGUUAACAAGGGAACUGAGCAGAUCAGGCCGGAAUGCUUUGAGCUGCUGAGAGUUCUGGGAAAAGGUGGCUAUGGAAAGGUGUUUCAAGUACGCAAGGUAUCAGGUGCUGCUUCUGGGAAGAUAUUUGCAAUGAAAGUUUUGAAAAAGGCUAUGAUUGUGCGUAACGCAAAAGACACAGCACACACCAAAGCUGAGAGGAACAUUCUGGAAGAGGUGAAACAUCCCUUCAUCGUGGAUCUCAUCUAUGCUUUCCAGACAGGGGGGAAGUUGUACCUCAUCCUGGAGUAUCUCAGUGGUGGGGAGCUGUUCAUGCAGCUGGAAAGAGAGGGAAUCUUCAUGGAGGACACUGCCUGUUUCUACCUGGCUGAGAUCUCGAUGGCACUCGGGCACCUUCACCAGAAAGGCAUCAUUUAUAGAGACCUGAAGCCUGAGAACAUCAUGCUCAACAACAACGGACAUGUGAAGUUGACAGACUUUGGUCUGUGCAAAGAAUCAAUCCACGACGGGACGGUGACCCACACUUUCUGUGGCACAAUUGAGUACAUGGCUCCAGAGAUCUUGAUGAGGAGUGGACAUAACCGUGCAGUGGACUGGUGGAGUUUGGGAGCUCUUAUGUACGACAUGCUGACGGGGGCGCCUCCUUUCACUGGUGAAAACAGAAAGAAGACGAUUGACAAAAUCUUGAAAUGCAAACUCAGCCUUCCACCUUACCUCACACAAGAAGCUCGUGACCUUCUGAAAAAGCUGCUGAAAAGAAAUGCUUCAUUGCGACUUGGGGCCGGGUGUGGUGAUGCUGCUGAGGUUCAGGCCCAUCCAUUUUUUCGGCACAUAAAUUGGGAUGAUCUACUUGCUCAAAAAGUAGAGCCUCCAUUUAAGCCUUUUUUGCAAUCAGCUGAUGAUGUCAGCCAGUUUGAUUCCAAGUUCACCAGCCAGACUCCAGUGGACAGUCCUGAUGACUCCACGCUCAGUGAAAGUGCCAAUCAAGUCUUCCUGGGUUUCACAUACGUGGCCCCAUCUGUGCUUGAAAACGUCAAAGAAAAGUUCUCUUUCGAGCCAAAGGUCCGCUCGCCGCGGAAGUUCCUGGGAAGUCCAAGAACACCUGUGAGUCCAGUGAAGUUUGCAGGUGGGAUCUGCUGGCCACGGGGUCCCACGCGCCCAGGCACCACGUCCCUGCUGUCUCUCAGCAGCUCUGUAGAACAACCCAUGGAGGUGGUGGCAGCAGAGCAAAUGGCCGUGAGCACCAACGGCACCGCUGAGACCUCAGCGCCGCUUCCCAUCAGGCAACCUUCAAGCAGUGUGGCGCCCUUUAAAAAACAGGCUUACCCCAUGAACUCCAAGCGGCCCGAACAUCUCCGAAUGAACUUAUGAUGCUCGCCUCGCCUCUGAACACUAGGAUUCUUCCAAUUCCUCCUCUUGUCUUCUCAAGAGACUUGUAGAAAUAAAAUAAAAUUCGAAAGUCAACUCUGCUCACCAGCUCUUCCAGCAGGGCUUUCCCCCAUCGUGGCCUCAUCGGCCCUCCUGGCUCAGCGUGCUACAGCUGACGGGAGAAAUCCCAACAGUCUGAGGAGCAGUGUGUUGGAGGGGAUGGUGAAAACCAGAUGUUUUUUGGCUGUGUAAUGCUCGUAGAUGAGCCAGCUGACGCCCGCAAAAUGGUCCAUCUGGAUUAUGAUUUACUGGUGCUCUCAUAUCUGGCAAAUGCUACUUUUAGUGUUUAUGAAUCAUUGCUUUCAUCAGUAGGUCAAACUUGUCAUUGUCUGCAAACCAUUGUAACAGGAUUUAUUUCCCUCUUUUAAGAUUUUUUUUUAAUGAUUAAACAUUGUUGGUAAAAUCAUUGGAUAACAAUUCCACAUUGAUCACAAGUAUUCCUUUUUGAAUGGGAGGAGUCGUGCUGCCUUUAUCAUUCAGUGUGUAGUCAGCAGGUGGAGUAUGAUUUAUUUUAGUAAAAAAAAAAAAAAAAGGAAAAAAAGUGAAAUUUUAGCCCAAA
Thalassophryne amazonica is the source of this 2285-nucleotide messenger RNA. It is a transcript of the gene rps6kb1a, whose product is annotated as ribosomal protein S6 kinase b, polypeptide 1a. Gene Ontology annotation, biological process: protein phosphorylation; signal transduction. NCBI's taxonomy places the organism in Eukaryota, Metazoa, Chordata, Actinopteri, Batrachoidiformes, Batrachoididae. The coding region runs from base 143 to 1669 and encodes 508 amino acids. The record is from RefSeq and is a predicted model, not a curated record. The transcript is spliced from 15 exons. Gene Ontology annotation, molecular function: protein serine/threonine kinase activity; ATP binding.